AUGGGGGACGAUGAUUACCAACAGAUGGGGGACAAUGAAGAAAUUGGAGAUGCUAUUAGUGAUGAGACUAGUACCAAUGGAAGUAUAAGCGAGGAUAGUGACUUUUUAGUGGAUGAACUUAAUAUGGUGGAGGAUGUCGAAGUGAAUAUGAAAGACUUCCACAGUGGUGUUUAUUCUUUUCCAAAUCUAGAUAACCACCAAUCAUUCAAUGCACCUGAUGUCACAGUUGAUGACGAUUUGGAGGUGAUAGAUACACAGUUGUUUGAAUCAGCUGGUGUAGAAGAAGAUGAGAGGAAGAAGUUAAUGAGAAGGUUAAACAAACCAACCACGUGUUCAUCAGGAGUAAUACAUGAAACUGCAUCCUAUCUGGGUCAAAUAUUUAAGUCCUCAUCAGAAGCGAAGGACUACAUUAAAAUGCAUUCAAUUCGAACUAGGAGAAACAUUUAUUUUGCAAAAAAUGAUAAACAAAGAAUUAGGGCAAAAUGCAGGGGUGUGGUCCUAGAAAUGACAGGGGGCAAGAAGCUUAGCAAGGCAAAGAAGCAGGGAGAUGGAAAAAAGGAGAAAUCCAAAAUGAAAGAGAAAACCAAACUUAAGGAUAAAUCCAAAAUGAAGGAAAAAGUUUGA
Lactuca saligna is the source of this 624-nucleotide messenger RNA. The record is from the annotation of a GenBank genome assembly. NCBI's taxonomy places the organism in Eukaryota, Viridiplantae, Streptophyta, Magnoliopsida, Asterales, Asteraceae.